Meloidogyne enterolobii is the source of this 2088-nucleotide messenger RNA. The record is from the annotation of a GenBank genome assembly. Lineage: Eukaryota; Metazoa; Nematoda; Chromadorea; Rhabditida; Meloidogynidae.
AUGGCCGGAACUUUAGAUGAGACGUCUCGAAGUUUUGAACGUAUUGAAAAGGAGAUUGCUCUUGAAGCUUCAAAUUCUACAGCAACCCCAGUAGUUCCAGAUUCUACAGCAACCCCACAUUCAUCGCUUUUUGCGCCUCUGAAUAUACCAAAUUUCAAACAAGCGGAUCCAAAUCCUCCCUUGUUUCACAGCACUCCUCAGCAACAAUCUGGAAAAAUGCAAAGGCCUGGACUCUAUAACAAUCUACGAACUCCUGGAGGCCGUCCUUUUUCUCCAAUUACAGAAGAGGGUCGAGAUGAUUUGGAUAGACUUGUUUCAGACGUGAUUAAACUGCGUGGUGAUGCAGGCGACAAAAUUGUUCAAAAUUUGGCUGCCCAAUUAAGAAAUAUGAUUGCUAAAUGGGACGUGGCUCAAGCGAGGCAUAGACAAGUGGCCAAAAUUUAUUUUGGACGGCAACAGGACGAUUUGAAUGUACAGUGGGAAAAACUUAAUUCAGAAAGGGCAAAAUUUCAACAAGAAAAAAGCGAUGAAUGGGCAAAGAUUGCAGCUGUUCGUAGCAGACUUCAACGAAAUAAAGAUAUUGCAAUGGCUAAAAAGGAUUCUGAUACAAUAAAACAUUUGGAAUUACAGCUUGAAAAGUUAAGAACAAAAGAUCUUCUUUCCUCUCAAAAACUUAGCGAAUUACGUAUAAAAAUUAAAGAAUUGGAAGGAGAAGUUAAUGUCCGUGAAAAAUCGUUUAAAGAAAAUAUUGUAAAAAUUAACAAUUAUCGAGACCAAUUGGCUAGGACACAGCAAGAAAAUUCCAAUCUUCGAACAAAAUUAACUUUAAUGAAAGCAGAAAAAGAAAAACAACAAUCAGAGGCUGCAUCUCAACAGACUCUGCAACGUGCUAACCAGGCUGGGCCUAGAAACACACUUAUGAAUGUUUUUCGUGCAAAUCAACUUUCAAGUCGGAUGGAUACGAGCUUACAUAAUUCUUCGUCUUUCUGUUCAUCUUCAUCAGCCUUUCGUCGAAAUAAUUCUUUUUCAUUCUCAAAUAACCAACACCAACAACAGUCUAAUAUUUUGCGAAAUAAUCAAUCUUUCACGAAUGGUGGACAAAAUAUUCAGUCUGCUCCACGUGUCCACUUUGCUGAUGAUCCUAUUAACUUAUUUCCUGCUUCGUCUAAUCGCUCAAUGUCUUCUACUACUAGCGAAGAAAUUUCUUUAAAUAAACGUUUUGAAUUGCCUUCUGAAAUGAUUUAUACAGCGUAUCAAAUGACAGAACGUGGAAAAGAACAUACAUUUAGUGAUGGAAAUAGUCAAAUUAUUGUUGUUGAACUUUCAGGAUGUGAUCAGCUUUUAUAUUGUAGAUAUUGUCUUUUAUAUGAAUAUUCGACAAAAUUAACUGGGGAAAAUGAAAGGAAUUCUGAGAAUUCAAUUGAUUUUCGUUGGAUAAGCGUUUCAACGUUGCCAAUAUUUAAUUCUAAUGAAAACAAACACAAAAUUGAAAUCAAUUUCCUUCAAAAAAACAAUUUCUAUCAAAUAAUAACGCCAAUAGGAAAUGUUAUUAAAUUCUUUCUUUCUGGCCAAUUAGAAGUUUACUGGAAAUGUGGCGAUAAAACAAUAGUACGCCCAGAUGGUGAAAGACAUGAAUUUUUUAAUCCAGAAAAACCUGAUUAUUAUAUGGAAAUUUAUCUUCCAAAUGGAACCGCUUUUCGAUUGAAAGCUUCAACUCAAUGGGAAAGAGAAGAGUUUGUUCCCAAUACGUCUGCAAUGUCUCUUCGUUCAGAUGGGUCUCAUUCUAUCUUAUACAAUCAGCAACCUCAGGAAAUGUCAAGUUUACAAAUAGACGCUCCAGAUUUUAAGCUCCGUCGGUUUGAUUUAACAAAAGCAGUUAAGAUGGUAAUACCAGAAGUGUCAUCUUUUAAUGGUGCUAGUUUACAUGUUUGGUUUUGCGUUGACAAAGUCGUUAUGGUUAAACACUAUCGAAGUUGUAAUUUGAAUAAUUCCGAAAAUGGUAUCCGUGAACGAAAGAAAUAUGAUCAAUAUGUUUGUUUAUUUCGUGGCAAAUGUGAGCAUAUUAGAGCACCACCAACAAAUGGUUGA